This is a messenger RNA of Phycomyces blakesleeanus NRRL 1555(-), 1956 nucleotides long. RefSeq lists its product as hypothetical. The transcript has 5 exons. The coding region runs from base 1 to 1956 and encodes 651 amino acids. NCBI's taxonomy places the organism in Eukaryota, Fungi, Mucoromycota, Mucoromycetes, Mucorales, Phycomycetaceae. Gene Ontology annotation, molecular function: catalytic activity. The record is from RefSeq and is a predicted model, not a curated record.
AUGUCGCAAUUGUUGCCUGCUAAUUGCAUGCAAAGUCUGCCAGUCGAACUUGUGACGUUUUUAACCAGUAUGCAGUCACAGUUCAAUGCACUUAACGAACCUAAUGUCCGGCAGGAGAAUGCUGAUCUUCGAUCUCAAUUAUUGCAAAAUAAUGUGACUGGUCCUGUUCUCAACUCUGCUUCUCUUCCUGCACCCCAGUCAACUGAAGAUCUUGGAACUGCUGCCUCCACUUGGGCCACCAAAACAAGCUUGAUUCUGCCAGCCAAGACAUCUCGAGUUCCUUCUGCCUGCCGGGUUGCUGCCUCUCAAAGACUGUUCUCUGACAAAACUGGUCCUGAUGGUUUUGAAUAUGUUUAUAUUCCUCGCUCACGUCUUAUUAUGCACAGUGAAGUGCGCCGCUCUCUCCGCACUCUUGGUGUUGAUACUGGUCAUCUGUUAGAUAUUAACUUUCCUGCUCAUGGGGUUAUUGGAAUUCUUGUUCAUGUGCAGUAUCUUGAGGAAUUUAAGUCCCAAUUAGCUAGUGCUAAGGUCUCUCUUGUCAACAACUUUGAUCCACUUGAUCCUAAAAAUGUUGCUGAUCCCAAGUUUGCUAACUUGUCUGUCUCUGGUCUUGAAACCCAGGCUUUGGUUCUCCAAAAUGCCCGCUGUCUCCAAGCCCUCAAGUUUUUGUGUUCUCACUUAGUUCUGCCAGUUGCUCACUUCUUUGUCCAGUCAGGAUGGAUUGGACUUGAGGAAAUUCCUGCCCGACCAGUAGCUGAACACUUUGGAUUGUGGAAUGCUAAUGGACUUCAACCUUGUGCAAUUAAAGACGUGCUCAACCACUGUCAAUCUCUUCAUAUGCUUUUUAUAACUGAAACAUGGCUCUUAUCCCCAGCCCGUCUUCCAACAUCAUGGUCUCAGUUUCAUCUCUACGGAUCUCCUGUUGCUGGCAACUACUGCGGAUCAAUGGGAGUGUCAUUGUUAGUCUCUCCUUCCUGUCCUUAUGCUGUCACACAAAUAUCUAUGCCCAACAACUAUGCUCUUGCUGUCAAGAUUGGUACCCUUCGACUUAUAUGCCUUUACUUACCACCCUCUAUGCCCACUCAUGAAGCUCUUGAUAUCCUCUCAGCCAUUCCUUUAACUGAUGAUACCAUUAUAUGUGGAGAUUUUAAUGCACGCCUUGGUUCAGUAACUGGUGACUAUGCAUCUAACCCUCGUGGCUCUGAUCACCGACUUCUCUCACUUUCCUUUACUUAUGACCUGCAACACUCACCACCAGCAUCUCCACCUAUGCGCCAAACUUGGAAUCUGUCACGUCUUUAUGAAGAUGAUGUCAGAUCAUUAUAUGACACCACCUUUGUCACCAAAUCCGCCUCCCUUCUCACCACACUGCAAGACCUUGUUCAGAAUCCACCAACUAUAUGUUCACCCAUUGAUGCUCUUACUAACUCUUUCAAUGCACUCAUUUAUGACUCUCUUAGUAGCUCAAUUGGUUCUCGCCCCCCUCGCCCCUCACAUUGGAAAUCGUUUUGGAUCCCUGCAUUGCAAGCUGCAGCCGACCAUAGAGAUGGUUGUUACAAGCAAUGGCGUCGAGCUUGUGGCAUUGACAAGAUCAAUUGGUGGAGCCGGCACCAGCAUGCACACAAGGAGUUUCGUCAGCAAGUUCAGACAGCAAAGCAUUUGUCUUGGCAUGCUUUUUAUCGCUCAAUGAACUCGGAUUUCAACAAGGCCACAUCUAAGAUAAAACAUGGACAUAUUCUUUCUAACAUUCGACCUUCACCACCACUCAACACCUCUCUCAUGCCUUUUGCCUCUGUUGACUCCCCAUUCACCUCAUCAGUGCUGGAGGCCUUCAUGCAAUUUAUGUCUAACCACAAGACACCGGGUCCUGACCACAUCCGUGCAGAAAUGCUAAAGCCCAUUCGGUCUCACAUCUCACCUCUCCUUGCCUGUCUUUUCACCAUCUGCUGGCAAUAG